CUAUUGAAAUAUGUCGGAACUUCUCACCACAUAUCGGCCGACUAGAUACAUGCUCCAACUCGAUCCAAAUAUGGCAAACAAGACUUACUGCGGAAAAGUGAGAGUCGACUAUGAAUUCACUGCAGAAACUUCGGAAAUCAAAAUUCAAGCAUCAAGGGAUUUUCAAUGGACUUCUAUUAGGCUGAUCAAUUUUUACGCUGUAUACCUGGAAUGUCCCAUUUAUGCAAGUGUGUUAUGUGACGACUAUAACCAUGAUCUGGAAUCUGAGAUUCUUACACUUUCACUGGACACACCGCUAACCCCAGACAAUACACAAAAUGGAUUCUACAUUGAAUUAGAAUUUACUGGACCCAUAAUUAUUGCAGGGCAAACUACUGGCCUCUUUGCGGUUGAUGAGAACUCAAUUACGGCAAAUAUGAAAGAUGGAAAUGCACAUAAAGUUGCACCAUGUUAUGAAGGUGUUGCUAUCAAGACCUGGCUGACUGUGAUAGGUGGUGAAGGAUCACAGGUAGAAACUAACUUGAAUAGCGAUGGACAGGAAGACUUUGAAGGUCGCGUCAAGAAGAACUUCAUAACGGAUGAGGAAAUUACUAUUGAAAAUCUAUGCAUUAAUGUUUCUAAUUUUUCUUGAAACAUCUUUUUUUAUGUGAAUAGAUUAAUAUUUCUAAUUUUUUCUACCCCAAUUUCUAUUUUGCCAUAAAGAUUUUCCAAGUAUUGG
Caenorhabditis elegans is the source of this 718-nucleotide messenger RNA. It is a transcript of the gene F47B8.8, whose product is annotated as Aminopeptidase N-like N-terminal domain-containing protein. NCBI's taxonomy places the organism in Eukaryota, Metazoa, Nematoda, Chromadorea, Rhabditida, Rhabditidae. The record is from RefSeq and is marked reviewed.